AAUGAUGGAGCAGAUAGCGACCUCCCAAAACACUUUAAAAGUGUAUACAAAAUGUGUAAAUUUUGCUGCUGUGAAGCAUCGAAAUCAACGUCGGCUUGAUGCAGACGAAACGCCGUACAUUAAUCACCCGAUCGGUGUUGCUUACAUUCUCACUGAGGCAGGAAUAUCCGAUCCGGAGGUAUUGCAAGCAGCCAUCCUGCAUGAUACGGUGGAGGAUACGGAUGCUACAUUUGAGGAGAUUGAAUCCAUGUUUGGACACAAUGUGUGCUCCAUUGUGCGAGAAGUAACGGAUGAUAAAUCGUUACCUAAACAGGAGCGGAAACGCCUACAGGUCGAGCGUGCCGCUGGCAAGAGCCACCAGGCAAAGCUGGUGAAGCUUGCGGAUAAAAUAUACAAUUUACGUGAUUUGCAACGCUGCAAACCGAAGAAUUGGACAGACGACAGGUGUCGUGAAUAUUUUUGCUGGGCAAAACAGGUUUGCGACAAUCUUAAAGGGACGAACGAAACGCUGGAAUCUAUUUUGGAUGAUAUAUUUCGGCAGGAGAAUGUCAAUUAAAGUUACAAGUUUCUACUUAACCAGUAAAUAGCAAACCGUACAACGAAACGGCAAUAAAUUGGAGGCUGGGUACAGUUUUUAGGAUUUCUGGUGAUUCUUCAAAAACUCCAACAUAUACUGUUGCAAGGCAGUUGCUUCCUCAACCGUUACCGCAUUGUACAGAGAGGCACGGAUGCCACCGACCGAACGAUGACCUUUCAGCUGCUGCAUGCCGAGCGCUUCUGCACCUUUUAGGAAUUGUUUUUCCAGCUCUUCGUCUCCGU
Anopheles moucheti is the source of this 819-nucleotide messenger RNA. RefSeq names its product guanosine-3',5'-bis(diphosphate) 3'-pyrophosphohydrolase MESH1 (gene Mesh1). NCBI's taxonomy places the organism in Eukaryota, Metazoa, Arthropoda, Insecta, Diptera, Culicidae. The record is from RefSeq and is a predicted model, not a curated record. The transcript is spliced from 2 exons. Bases 2 to 556 code for a protein of 184 amino acids. Gene Ontology annotation, molecular function: guanosine-3',5'-bis(diphosphate) 3'-diphosphatase activity.